Erythranthe guttata (spotted monkey flower) is the source of this 1014-nucleotide messenger RNA. RefSeq lists its product as uncharacterized. The record is from RefSeq and is a predicted model, not a curated record. NCBI's taxonomy places the organism in Eukaryota, Viridiplantae, Streptophyta, Magnoliopsida, Lamiales, Phrymaceae.
UUUGCAGUGUUCAUUUCGAUUCUUAUUUUAUCUAAUCUCUUACGAUUCUGUCGCAGGCACCGGCAUUUAAUGGUUUAAAUUUACCAAAUGGGGAUAUCCCGUUUUCCGCUUUCAUGUAUCCUGGAAUAUUCCCUCCUCAACAGGAUCAAGAACCGAUGGAUCGUGGGCCCGGCUUAUAUGCUGUUCCAGUUCAUCCGUUUAUGCAGCCUAUUGUCGGAAUUCCUUCCAAUGCUCUCAUCCCGUUUACCUACAAUUUGCCAACUACUUCUCCGGUGAUCAGAGACGCGGUACAACCAGUGGACCCACCGGAGCAGCAGCAGCAGCUACAGCAGCAGCAACAACAACAAGUGGGACCCGCCGGAAGACGAGUUGUUGUCAGGGAAUUUCGAAUUGCUAUUGCUAUUCAGAUCGAUUUGUGGCUUUUCAUAAAAUUGGCUACUGCUGUUUACAUGCUUAGCCGAGAUGGAUCCAGGCAGAGGCUUGUUUUCCUUUCGUUUCUUGCUGUAAUUUUUUACUUAUACCGAACCGGAGCUCUUGCACCAAUGAUACGAAAACUUAAGCGAAGAAUGCGAAGGGUAGUUGGGCCCCACCACCCACCACAAAGGGCUGCUUUUCGAGCAAACAAUUUACCUGCUGACGUGGUACGCGGAGAUGUAAAUGCUGGCGUAGCAGGAGGGGUAAAUGAGAAUAGGGCAACUGAGAAUGAGCAUGCAGGAGAAGCUGCGCAGGGAGAGGCGGGCAACAAUCGGUUGCGGAGAAUCGUGAAAGAGAUUCAAAUAAUUGUUGUUGGUUUCGUUGCUUCACUUAUUCCUGGCUUUUACAAUGAUUAGAAUGUUAAUUAAAGUCGAAUUAUGUAUUUACGUAGCAAUAGGAUGUUUGUAUGGAUGUGAUUGAACUGUUAUAAAUGCUUUUGCUGUCUUAACUGUGGUAAGAUGAAUGUGAUUAAGACUGGUUUUGUAUGCUUAUUUAAUGAUGAUGAUUAUUAUUAGUGGUAGUAUUAUGAUUAUUAUUUAU